Cynoglossus semilaevis (tongue sole) is the source of this 3137-nucleotide messenger RNA. RefSeq names its product glutamate receptor ionotropic, kainate 3. Gene Ontology annotation, biological process: monoatomic ion transport. The record is from RefSeq and is a predicted model, not a curated record. Bases 358 to 3105 code for a protein of 915 amino acids. Lineage: Eukaryota; Metazoa; Chordata; Actinopteri; Pleuronectiformes; Cynoglossidae. The transcript is spliced from 14 exons. Gene Ontology annotation, molecular function: signaling receptor activity; ligand-gated monoatomic ion channel activity. Gene Ontology annotation, cellular component: membrane.
CCCACAAAUAGACAGCCAGCAGCGGCUGCAGGAGGGAGAUACUGAGGCUCCUGCAGGCUGAUUGUAGCAGCCUGCGUUCGCAGGUGCAUCGCUCCUCGCUGAUCAGCCCGUGAAGGACACGCGGCGUCGCCCUGACCGAGUCCACUUGACUCCUUGGAGGGGAAAAAAGAAGAGGAAAAAAAACAACAACAACAAAAAAACAAAGAACUCAAUUCUGGGAGAAUGUCACCGCAAGUACAAUGAGCGCCGGUUUGUCGCACGUCAUCCAAAAGCCACGUCUGCUCCGUCGACUUUAGAGUCGCCUUUGGAAUUAAAAAACAAAAAAACACAGAAAGUGGAUCCAGCGACUUUCCAGCCAUGAGGAACACUUGGCCGGCGUCUCCCCGGAGUGUGAUUUGGAAAUAUUGGACAUGUCUAAUUGCGUGUCUCUCCUGGAUUCAGUACACUUACGGGAUGCCUCAUGUUAUUCGAAUAGGGGGGAUUUUCGAGCAGACAGAUGGACCGGUUUCACUCGUCAGCGCGGAGGAGCUUGCCUUUAAAUUUGCCGUCAAUAACAUCAACAGAAACAGGACGUUGUUGCCAAACACCACACUGACAUAUGACAUUCAGAGGAUUAAUAUCUACGACAGCUUCGAGGCAUCGAGAAAAGCUUGUGACCAACUGUCUUUAGGCGUGGUCGCAAUAUUCGGACCCUCGCACAGUUCAUCGUCCAAUGCCGUGCAGUCCAUCUGUAAUGCCCUGGAGGUGCCACACAUCCAGGUGCGGUGGAAACAUCACCCCAUGGACAGCAGGGACACCUUCUAUGCUAACUUGUACCCAGAUUACUCCUCACUUAGCUACGCUAUCCUGGACCUGGUGCAGUUCCUCAGAUGGAAAACAGCCACCGUCGUGUACGACGACAGCACAGGUCUCAUCAGACUCCAGGAGCUGAUAAUGGCUCCCUCCAGGUACAACAUAAGGUUAAAGAUCAGGCAGCUGCCGGUCGACACUCAGGACACGCGGCCUCUUCUGAAAGAGAUGAAGAGAAGUCGAGAGUUCCGCAUCAUCUUCGACUGCAGUCAUCACAUGGCAGCACAGAUUCUUAAACAGGCCCAGACCAUGGGGAUGAUGACGGAGUAUUACCACUACAUCUUCACCACUCUGGACCUGAUGGCCAUCGACCUGGAGCCGUAUCGCUUCUGUGGCGUCAACAUGACUGGGUUUCGCAUCCUCAACGUGGAAAACCCCCAGGUGGCGUCCAUCGUGGAGAAGUGGUCAAUGGAACGGCAGAUCCCCCCCAAACCAGACUCGGGGCUGCUGGAGGGCAUCAUGACGUCGCACUGGGACGGACUGACGGGACGACUGUCCUUCAACAAGACCACUGGUCUCCGCACCGACUUCGACUUGGACAUCAUCAGUCUGAAGGAGGACGGCCUCGAGAAGGUGGGGAAGUGGAGCGCGUCAGGAGGUCUUAACAUCACGGAGAUGCCGAAGCGAAAGGGCGUGAACAUCACCGACUCCCUGGCGAAUCGCUCGCUCGUCAUCACCACCAUCCUGGAGGAGCCAUAUGUCAUGCUUAAGAAGUCUGACAGGGCGCUGGUCGGGAACGACCGCUUCGAGGGAUUCUGCAUCGACUUGCUGAAAGAGCUCUCCAACGUCCUGGGCUUCACCUACGAGAUCCAUCUGGCUCCGGAUGGAAAGUACGGCUUUCAGGACGACAAGGGCCAAUGGAACGGCAUGAUCAAGGAGCUCAUCGAACACAGAGCUGAUCUGGCCGUGGCUCCUCUCACCAUCACCUACAUGCGUGAGAAGGUGAUCGACUUCACCAAGCCUUUCCUCAACACCGGUAUCAGCAUCCUGUACCGCAAACCAAACACCACCAACAGCGGCUUCUUCUCCUUCCUGAACCCCAUGACGCCCGACAUCUGGGUCUACAUCCUCCUGGCCUACCUCGGCGUUAGCUGUGUCCUCUUUGUCAUUGCCAGGUGGGGGCACAAUUCAUCUGCUAUUCUCGCCGCCGCACGUCCGUGUACUAAUCUGUGGGGCCCUCUUGCUCCCCCUGCAGGCUCAGAACUGAUGCCCAAAGCCCUGUCCACCAGGAUCAUCGGUGGGAUAUGGUGGUUCUUCACGCUGAUCAUCAUUUCCUCGUACACCGCUAACUUGGCAGCGUUUCUCACCGUGGCGAGAAUGGACUCGGCGGUGGACUCGGCGGACGACAUCGCCAAGCAGACCAAGAUCGAGUACGGCGUCGUCAAGGACGGCGCCACCAUGGCUUUCUUCAAGAAAUCAAAGAUCUCCACCUACGAGAAGAUGUGGGCCUUCAUGAGCAGCAAACCCAGCACGUCGAUGGUGAAGUCCAUCGAGGACGGCGUACAGCGAGUACUGAAGUCGGACUACGCCCUCAUUAUGGAGUCCACCACUAUCGACUACAUCACAAGGAGAAAAUGUAAUCUGACACAGGUGGGAGGACUCAUCGACAGCAAAGGCUACGGCAUCGGCACCCCCCUCGGCUCCCCUUACAGAGACAAAAUCAGCAUCGCCAUCCUCAACAUCUUGGAAGAUGGGCGCCUACACAUGCUGAAAGAGAAGUGGUGGAGUGGGAGCAGCUGUUUGGCUGAAGAGCACCGUGAGACGGGGCCCAUGGGUAUCCAGAACCUGGGUGGUAUUUUCAUCGUGCUGGCUUCUGGCCUGGUGGUGUCUGUUUUCGUAGCGAUUGCUGAAUUCGUCUACAAAUUGAGGAAGACGGCGGAGCGUGAGCAGGUCUUUGUGCAGUGCCAUGGUGGACGAGAUCAGACUGUCGUUCACCUGCGAGAGGCGGGUAAAACACCGGCCUCCGCCCCCGGCCAUGGUGAAGACGGAUGCGGUGAUAAACAUGCAUGCCUACAACGACCGACGACUCCCAGGAAAGGACAGCGUGAGCUGCAGCACCAGGAUGACCCCUGUCUUCCCAUGACACUCUACCCCCCCCACGGCAAGAGCCUCAUGAGCAGCGUGUCGGGGGGCGUGCCAGAGACUAGGGACAACGGCAUAGAUGCCAUCAGCAGAUACACCAUCAACCACAGUGACAUGGGGACACUCACCAAACACGGCCAUCUCAAAAUGGCAGCGUCAGCCACACAGGUAUGACGGCGUUCUCCGACAACGACAACGUGGGCCAG